Molecule: messenger RNA, 3172 nt
Organism: Dunckerocampus dactyliophorus (ringed pipefish)
Lineage: Eukaryota; Metazoa; Chordata; Actinopteri; Syngnathiformes; Syngnathidae
Gene: gabrb2a
Product: gamma-aminobutyric acid type A receptor subunit beta2a
Exons: 10
Coding region: 71-1651 (526 amino acids)
Biological process (GO): regulation of membrane potential; monoatomic ion transmembrane transport; signal transduction
Cellular component (GO): neuron projection; GABA-A receptor complex; synapse
Molecular function (GO): extracellular ligand-gated monoatomic ion channel activity; GABA-A receptor activity; neurotransmitter receptor activity
Source: RefSeq, a predicted model, not a curated record
CACCGUCUCCGGCAAGUUGGAUGUGCGCGCUCCUCACUCGCAUCCCGAAACAGCCUCAAAAACUGUUGAGAUGGGGAGGAUCAGGAAAAACCACUUUGGGAUUUUGACUUUUUCCCUACUGGUGACUUUUGUCUGGACUCAAAGCGUGAAGGACCUGAAAGAUCCCAGCAACAUGCCUCUGGUCAAAGAGACGGUGGACAGGCUGAUGAAGGGAUACGACAUUCGAUUGAGGCCCGAUUUUGGAGGUGCACCAGUGGCCGUGGGCAUGAAUAUAGACAUAGCCAGCAUAGACAUGGUGUCUGAAGUCAAUAUGGACUACACGUUGACCAUGUACUUCCAGCAAGCAUGGCGGGAUAAGCGCCUCUCCUACUCUGAGAUCGCCUACAACCUCACUCUGGAUAACCGAGUGGCCGACCAGCUGUGGGUCCCGGACACUUACUUCCUCAACGACAAGAAGUCCUUCGUGCACGGCGUCACCGUCAAGAACAGGAUGAUCCGACUCCAUCCCGACGGCACUGUGCUUUAUGGACUCAGGAUCACCACGACUGCAGCCUGCAUGAUGGACCUGCGCCGUUACCCUCUCGAUGAGCAAAACUGCACCCUGGAGAUUGAAAGCUAUGGUUACACCACAGAUGAUAUUGAGUUUUACUGGCGAGGAGGAGAGGGUGCAGUGUCCGGGGUCGACAGGAUAGAGUUGCCACAGUUUUCUAUUGUGGACUACAAACUCAUCUCCAAAAACGUGGUCUUCUCCACAGGUUCCUACCCCCGCCUGUCCCUCAGCUUCAAACUGAAGAGGAACAUUGGUUACUUCAUCCUGCAGACAUACAUGCCUUCCAUCCUGAUUACCAUCCUCUCCUGGGUCUCUUUCUGGAUCAACUACGAUGCCUCGGCUGCCAGAGUGGCCCUGGGUAUCACCACUGUGCUGACCAUGACCACCAUCAACACACACUUGCGAGAGACGCUGCCUAAGAUCCCCUACGUGAAGGCCAUUGACAUGUACCUGAUGGGCUGCUUUGUGUUCGUCUUCCUUGCCCUGCUGGAGUACGCCUUUGUCAACUACAUCUUCUUCGGCCAGGGCCCGCAGCGGCAGAAGAAAGCGGCCGAGAAAGCGGCCACAGCCAAUAACGAGAAGCUGAGACCCGACCCUAACAAGUGGCUGGUGGGAAAUGUAGUUCAGAGAGAUGAUGCUCUGUAUGCCAGAAUGAAACAGAGGGAAAUUGACGCGUAUGACUCGAUGUGGGAUCCCAUCUUUGUGGACGAUGCCGCAUUAGGACUAGGCGAGCAAAGAAAUAAGAUGACCCCCGACGACAACAUCUUAUUCAGCACCUUGGAGAUGAAGAACGAAAUGGGUGGCGCCGGGGAUCUGUCUCGGGGCCUGGGAGCGCCCGGAGACCCCCGCAACACCAUGCUGGCCUACGACAGCUCCACGCUGCAGUACCGCAGGGCGGCCAUGGCCCGCCAGAACUAUGGCCACAGCGCCUUGGAGCGCCACGCUCAGAAGAAGUCGCGCCUACGGAGACGGGCCUCGCAGCUCAAGGUGAACAUCCCGGACUUGUCCGACGUGAACUCUAUCGAUAAGUGGUCCAGGAUGAUCUUCCCCACUGUCUUCUCCUUCUUCAACGUGGUCUACUGGCUCUACUACGUCCAUUAAAGUCGACAGCCAUCUUGAGGCAGGCAUUCAAAGAUGGGAAGCAGGAGGGGUUUGGCUGGUAAAAAAAAGAGAUGGUGUGAGAGCGUGAAUGAGAGAUAAACAGUAGUGCGGGUUCAUUUUAGACGACGCGAGAGGAGAGCGCAAUGACAUUUUGGACAGACAGCAGCACCCAACACUUUGGUGACUCUUUCAGCAUUUGGGAAACACCUUCAGCGAAUGGACAAACACUUUAAAAAGAAGAGUUUUAAAAAGACAGUACUGGUGCCUGUGCCGCAAUUUCAAUAUAUCACUAAUAUUUGUCAUUCGUAGCUUACUCUCUCUGUGGAUCAAAUAUUUAUGCUUGUGUUUGCAUAUACUUUAAGGAUUUGUUUUGUUUAGUAUCUAUUUACUUCGUAGCCGAGCUGUCUGCAUCCGGGAAAGCUUUAUAAAUGAUUUUAAAGGAGUCAUCCUUGAUAGUCUAUUUUCCUAGAAUUACUGUAAAUCCAAAACAUCCUUUAACAGCAUGCUCAUGUUUGAUUUCAUUUGCAUCUCAGUUGUGGUGAGAAGGAUGAUGAUGAUGAUGAUGAGGGAGUGCAAAGGAGGUACGUCUGCAGCUUUGGAUAACAACAGAAGGUGGCGCUCUUUUAUCUGGAGGCGCCAAUGCCGGAGAGAAAAAGUUACAAACACAAGGAGCCGCACUGUUGGACAAGAUUAAGUUUAUGUUUUGCUUUUUCUUCUGCAGCACGGACCGAAUCAAGUCCAUUUCAUCGUGUUUUUUUUCCCCUUUUCUUUGACAAAAAAAAAAAAGGACUCUCGACUCUUCCUUACUUUCUGCCAUUGUGAGAAGAGCUUUAGAGGCGGGCAAAGACUUUAACGUGACCUCAAAUGGUGGAAGAACUUUGCAGAUAUUAGUAGGCUGCCCUUUCAUUGCAAUGAGUUGCUGCAUAAAUAUGGCAAACCACAAUCAUCUUUAUCAGUAGAGUUGAAUGAUAGACGUAUGAUACGUUUCAUUGUGGUUAGGUUUCUGUUUGGGAAAAUGUAGAUAAAUAUAAAUCAUGUUAAAAGAAAAAGAGAUGAUUCAUUUUUAUAAAUCAAUACUCACCUUAUGUGUAAAUAUGAUCAAUUAAUUCUAUUUAACUGUUGUUUGUUUUGCAGUUGAAUUACAGAUCAAUGAUUUUCCAUGACUUCAAAAAAAAAAAAGAAAAAGAGAGAAGCAAUUUAACUGAAUUAAAAAAAGAAAAAGAAAAGAAAAACACUAUUCACAACAUUGCUGUUGAUGUACUUUUUGGACUUUUCCCUUUUCUUUCUUUUUAAUGGACUCUUGAAGCACCUACAGUAUAUUUGCUGAAACUAAAGCACUUCCAGACACCAGUGGCUACUGGGUCCAUGUUUUCUUCUCCGCAAACGACUUAACAAGGACCCCGCCAUCCAGGCAUUGAAGUCAGGCAUAUUUUGUAUAAAGUUUAUGUAAAUUCCAAUUGUAAUAUUUCAUAAAGACUGUACAUAUGUUGUGUAAUGAUUGUCAACAAUUAUGAAGAUGUA